Messenger RNA from Gryllus bimaculatus (two-spotted cricket), 2214 nucleotides. The record is from the annotation of a GenBank genome assembly. NCBI's taxonomy places the organism in Eukaryota, Metazoa, Arthropoda, Insecta, Orthoptera, Gryllidae.
GACAUUUAAAUGCCAUAGUUUCGUACUUCAAUGUGAUAUUUUAAUGCUUAUUAUUGAAAAGGUAUAAAAACAUCAAUCUUGAAUGUCUAUAUGACGCAAAUUAUGGAAGGCGGUGCUGCUGCGGGGAGUCGAACGACUAGAUUUAUGAUGGAGGGUGUGGGAGCUCGAGUAAUCCGAGGACCAGAUUGGAAAUGGGGAAAACAGGAUGGAGGUGAAGGUCAUGUAGGAACUGUUAGAAAUUUUGAAUCUCCUGAAGAAGUUGUGGUGGUCUGGGACAAUGGUACAGCUGCCAAUUAUAGAUGUUCUGGAGCAUAUGAUUUGCGUAUUCUGGACAGUGCACCAACAGGUGUUAAACAUGAUGGAACAAUGUGUGACACUUGUCGGCAACAACCAAUAUUUGGGAUCCGUUGGAAGUGUGCAGAGUGUGGAAAUUAUGACUUGUGUUCUAUCUGUUAUCAUGGUGAUAAGCAUCAUUUGCGACAUCGAUUUUAUCGUAUUACUACCCCUGGGAGUGAACGAAUGCUUCUUGAGCCUCGCCGUAAAUCGAAGAAGGUAGCAAUUCGUGGAAUAUUUCCUGGUGCUCGAGUAGUUCGGGGAGUGGAUUGGCAAUGGGAAGAUCAAGACGGUGGGAAUGGUCGGCGAGGAAAGGUUAAUGAAAUACAGGAUUGGUCUGCAGCUAGCCCCCGAUCUGCUGCUUAUGUUAUUUGGGACAAUGGAGCAAAAAAUCUUUAUCGUGUUGGAUUUGAAGGCAUGGCUGACCUAAAGGUUGUCAAUGAUGCCAAGGGUCAGACUGUGUAUCGUGAUCACUUACCUCUGCUUGGAGAGCAGGGCCCAGGUCGUACAGGUCCUCACGGGCUACAGAUAGGUGAUCAGGUCAAUGUUGAUUUGGAAUUGGAAAUUGUCCAGUCACUGCAACAUGGUCAUGGAGGAUGGACUGAUGGCAUGUUUGAAUGUUUAGGAACAACAGGAACUGUUGUGGGAAUAGAUGAAGAUCAUGAUAUAGUUGUUUCCUAUCCAAGUGGAAACAGGUGGACUUUUAAUCCAGCUGUGUUGACUAAAGUGGCUGUAGCUGCUCCUAAUUCUGCUGCAAAUGAGACACAGCAGCAGUUUGCUGUAGGUGACUUGGUGCAAAUUUGCAGUGACUUGGAGCGCAUCAAGAUCCUGCAGAGAGGCCAUGGUGAAUGGGCUGAAGCUAUGACUCCAACUUUAGGCAAGAUUGGUAGAGUUCAACAAAUUUAUCACGACAACGAUUUAAAAGUAGAGGUUUGUGGUACUUCUUGGACCUACAAUCCUGUAGCUGUUACCAAAGUAGCAUCGUCUGAUGGUAGUGUACCUGGAACAUCUAGUGGAGAGAGACUUAGUGCUCUGCUAAAGAAGCUCUUUGAAACCCAUGUGUCGGGAGAUGUUAAUGAAGAACUGGUGAAAACAGCAGCUAAUGGUGAUGCACAGAAGUGUGAGGAGUCCUUAAAACGCCCAGAUGCGGAUGUGAAUGGAGUAUUUUCUGGACAUACAGCCCUUCAAGCUGCAAGUCAAAAUGGUCAUUUAGAAGUUAUCAAAAUCCUUUUGCGUCACAAGGCUGAUGUUGAGAUUGAGGACAAAGAUGGCGAUCGAGCAGUUCAUCAUGCUGCAUUUGGAGAUGAACCUGGUGUUAUGGAACUGUUGGCACAUGCUGGUGCAGAUCUCAAUGCUCGUAACAAAAGACGCCAAACGGCGUUGCACAUCGCUGUAAACAAAGGUCACAUGGGGGUGGUGAAGACUCUCCUGGAGCUGGGCUGCCAUCCGAGCCUACAGGACUCUGAGGGGGACACUCCGCUGCACGACGCCAUCUCGAAGAAGCGCGACGACAUGCUGACGCUGCUGCUGGACCACAACGCGGACAUCAUGCUCACCAACAACAACGGCUUCAACGCCCUGCACCACGCCGCGCUGCGCGGGAACCCCAGAAUAUUUAAACUAGAAUAUUUCAGUCUUCUCCUCGUUUACAUAGGCGGCUCAGGUAUCGUGAAUGCGAUUAAAAAAGAAAUAUUUAGACUAUAUGGAUUUAUUACUCAAGAAAAAAGUAUUAAACGUGAAAACAAUGUUUUUACGGUGGGCGGGCGACGCAUGGAGGGCGCGUCCGCCCUCGUGGCCUCGCUCCAACUCUCGGCGCUGGUGCCGCCGCAAGAAAAAGGCAGCGGCGCGCGCUUGCAGCUGAUAAAGGGGCUCCGCGUUUGA